Molecule: messenger RNA, 1610 nt
Organism: Xenopus tropicalis (tropical clawed frog)
Lineage: Eukaryota; Metazoa; Chordata; Amphibia; Anura; Pipidae
Gene: rbfa
Product: ribosome binding factor A
Exons: 7
Coding region: 108-1178 (356 amino acids)
Biological process (GO): rRNA processing
Source: RefSeq, a predicted model, not a curated record
CACCCCGGUGCAGCAGCCAAUCAGAUUAGCGUGUAUAAGGCCCAGGCGCCUGUGCGGCGAGUACAUUCCCGGAAGGAGAGCCGGUGACAGGCAUCGGGGAAUCCCAUAUGGCAGGGAUUUGUGUACUGAGGGCUGCUGUACGGCAGGCGAGGGCUGAACACUUGGAUUUGCUGGCAGCGGGGUGCCGCCUACUGCCUGGCGGCCAUGGACCGAUUCCCCAGUACUGCAGAUAUGUGCACUCCAGCAUUGCUCGGGCAGGGAAGAACAUGCUCGCCAAGUUCUCGAGCAAGUCUAAAAAGAAGUUCUGGUAUGAUAGCCCAUCCUUGGGGAAUCCGUUUGCAAACAAGCCAGCUAGUUUGGCAAGCCUGAUGAAAGUACAAAGAAAAGAGAAGAGAGAAGACAGUGUUCGCAUCAGGGCUUUGAAUAGUAUUUUGUACAAAGCAUUAACAGACUUGUUGCAGACAUCAGCAAUUAGCCAGGAGGUGUGUGACCUUAAUGUGGAGCUCUCAAAGGUAUCUGUAUCUGCUGAUUUCCUAGUUUGCCGUGCAUACUGGAUGACAAGUGGAAACCUAGAUACUGAUAAUCAGAUUGAACUAGUACUUCAGAAGUAUGCUCCCCAAUUCAGGCAUCUAAUGCUAACUCAUCAAGUCCUUGGAAGUGUCCCCCAAGUUGUAUUUGUAAGAGAUAAAGAAGAUGCUAUGGUACAAGAGGUUGAAAGAUUACUUGCUAUUGCAGAUUUUGGGGAAAACCAUGACAGGGAAUUGAACUCCACAUCAUCAGGUUCCACCACAGUCUCUCAGGUUACACCUGCAAGUAUGUUUGGAAUUGACCAUGCUGACCUGAACAAACAAAUUUUGGACUAUAAAAGAAAAAUGAAAGACAGGAUAAAAGAAAGUGAUCACAGUACUUUGUCACUGAAGCAACAAGAACAGCUUGCAGAGAUAAGGAAGCAAAAGAUGUUAAAGAAAAAGAAGCACAAAGGGACCGUUCAUGAUGAAGUUGACUCCCUAGAGAACUAUUUGCUGAGCAAGUACAAUGACACGUACCCAGAUGAGGAGGCAGUAGUGGCAGAAGAAAAUGAACUAGACUUUGAAUUGGAAGAAGAAAUAAAGGAACUUGAGGAAGAAGGCAAAAGUGAGAAUAAAGACAAUACUCCUGUAACAAGUAAAAACUCCUAGUUUGCUUUUGUGGAUAUUGUUUAAUGUGAAGAGAUUUAUCCAUUUUGGACGGCUUUUCUGACUAUCCUCCUGCAAUCAUCUUUAGUAUAUUGCACUUAGUCUGUAUAAUGGUAGAUGCUAUGCUGCUGUGUUUGUAUGAGAUUGUCACUUCCUAAGUGGGACAUUGAGGAAUAGUGGGGAUGUUAUGUAUGAAUAGAUUAGUGAGUUCAACCUAUGCAAUGUGUAACUGCAAAGCUAUAAGCUAAAAUCAGUGGAUCCCACAGAACCUAAUAAAUAUGCUGUUAUUUAUCAUGCAGUUUAUCAUCACUUUAAACUCAAGAUGAAGAGACUCCCUUAUGUGUCCCCCUUUUUUUAUCCCUUUUCUUUUUCGUAUUAUGUAUUACUUAUAUAUAAAUAAAAAAUGUGACACAAGAUAAACUGCUCAUAUGCAAC